This is a messenger RNA of Galleria mellonella (greater wax moth), 589 nucleotides long. RefSeq names its product NADH dehydrogenase [ubiquinone] 1 beta subcomplex subunit 4 (gene ND-B15). The record is from RefSeq and is a predicted model, not a curated record. NCBI's taxonomy places the organism in Eukaryota, Metazoa, Arthropoda, Insecta, Lepidoptera, Pyralidae. Gene Ontology annotation, cellular component: mitochondrion. Bases 165 to 515 code for a protein of 116 amino acids. The transcript has 2 exons.
CAUUUACGGACUCUAUUAUACAUUGAGUUAUUUAUCUAAGAUCAAUCCGUAAUGACAAUUUCGUGAUAUUGUAACGGGUAACUUUGUGAAACCAUAAAACGUCAAACUUAUUAUUUUUUACUGCUUAGUGAUUACACUUAUUCCAAUUUUGAAUUUUGGUCGAAAUGGCCAAUAAUUAUGGAAUAUCAGAUGCUGAAUUCAACCUUAUUAAACAGCAAGCAUCACGGCGUGCUGAGUUGCGUAAAGAAUUUAUAAAGCAACGCACCAAUCCAUGGAAACAUGCCGCAGAAUCAGGCUAUGUUUUUGAUCCAGCUGUUCAGAAAUUUAUGUCCAUGAAGGUCACUCAAUUUGAUAAUUUUACACCAAACCCACGGACCAGUUUAUUUGGAAUUUGUGCUGUAAUUAUUCCUAUGGUAGCUUACGGAUACAUCGUCUGGAAUGAUCGCAAUAAGACAGAACAGAAAAUAAGGUCUGGUGAACUUCGGUACAGAGAUAGAAUGUUCAAAUUUGCAUAAUUUUGUAUAUAAACACAUGCAUGCUCUGUAGUAUAUAUUGUGAAUAGCAAAAUAAAUUAAUAAUAACAAAUAAA